ACCAACGGCCGCGUGACAUACGAAGUGAUACACGGAAUGAAGUAUUUGGAUGCUGUGAUCUGUGAAACAAUGAGGCUCUACCCAUUGGUCUCGUUUCUGGACAGAGUGUGUAUAAAGAAAUUCGAGCUUCCACCAGCAUUACCCGGUGGUAAACCCUUCACGAUGGAACCGGGAAUGAAUCUUUGGGUUCCGGUUAUGCCUAUCCACAAGGAUCCUAAUUAUUAUGAAAAUCCAAACAAGUUCGAUCCGGACAGAUUUAUGGAGGAUGGAAAGAAGCUCUUUAACUCGUAUAUAUAUUUGCCGUUCGGCGUCGGGCCUAGAAUAUGUAUCGGUUCACGGUUCGCAAUGAUAAAAAUGAAAGUACUGCUCUGUUAUCUUUUCGCCAGAUUCGAUGUGAAAGCAGGAGCGAAAACGAAUAUUCCGAUGCAAUUGAAGAAAGGUUUCACGGCCGUAAUGCCUAAAAACGGGUUCUGGGUAAAGUUAGAGCCCAGAAAAGAUCCUCAUCCCUCUCUGGCUAAUGGGUUAUGUUGUUAGGGAAAAAUUGUUUUGUGUAACGAUGUGCGGUAAUUUGGCGAUUGUAAAACGAAUAUGAUGUUGACAGUGUGAACGUCGUACUGUUAACACAUGAGCAAGGGCAAAGCCGUCUAAUGCAAGUAGCAUGGACACUAACGUAAAUGAGUACGCGCUUAUUUCUAUUUUUAAACUCAUCCAGAAUUACGGUUACCAUUAAAAGCACGAUAGAUAUGAAUUUUCCUCGUAUGUUAUGGAAAGAAAUUUAUCAGAGUGGGAAGUCAGACCAGAAUUUUCUGACUCUUUGCAUUUUUCAGUAUUUGUUCUCAUUAACUAUGUAUCUCAGCAUUCUCAGUAUUUGUUCUCAUUAACUAUGUAUGUGAAUGUAUGACUCAGUAGAUUUUUAUAAGUAUGUCUACGAUAGUUGAUUGUAUAUUUCAUUGUCUCAAAA
Molecule: messenger RNA, 961 nt
Organism: Ceratina calcarata
Lineage: Eukaryota; Metazoa; Arthropoda; Insecta; Hymenoptera; Apidae
Product: cytochrome P450 9e2-like
Exons: 1
Molecular function (GO): oxidoreductase activity, acting on paired donors, with incorporation or reduction of molecular oxygen; heme binding; iron ion binding
Source: RefSeq, a predicted model, not a curated record